Messenger RNA from Camelina sativa (false flax), 1078 nucleotides. NCBI's taxonomy places the organism in Eukaryota, Viridiplantae, Streptophyta, Magnoliopsida, Brassicales, Brassicaceae. The record is from RefSeq and is a predicted model, not a curated record.
UUUCUUCAUCAUCAACAAGAAGAUCACCCCCACAAAGGCAAAAUCCAAUAUUCUAAUCUCUCUUAUUGCGAAGUUUCUGCUAACUUCUUUUCCUCUUUGCCAUGGAGAUCGAUACCGUAACCAACGGAAACUCUGACGCCGUCAUGACGGAAACCACCCCUACGAUCACUCCUUCACCGGUCGUGCCGUCGUCGAGGUUGAGUCAAUUGACGGAAUCCCUCAAGCUCGAACACCAGCUCCUCCGUGUACCUUUCGAGCAUUACAAAAAGACGAUCCGUACCAAUCACCGUUCUUUCGAGAAAGAGGUCUCCACCGUUGUUUCCGGCGUCGGAGAUUUGGCUGAUUCCGAUUGGUCUAAAGACGUCACCGUUUCGCGUCUCUCUAGCCUUGUUUCUCGAUUACAAGGCCUCAAACGAAAGUUGGAAGAAGGGAACAAUGUGGAGAAUUUGCAAGCCCAGAGGUGUCGUGCUCGCAUCGAUCAUUUGGAUUCAGCAGAUGUCGAAAAUAUCACUGAAUGGAACAAUACAAAAUUGAAACGGAUUCUUGUGGACUACAUGCUUAGGAUGUCAUAUUUCGAGACUGCUACAAAGCUUUCUGAGAGCAGCAACAUUUUGGACCUUGUCGAUAUUGACAUAUUUCGAGAAGCUAAGAAGGUGAUUGACGCCCUUAAAAAUAGGGAGGUAGCUUCUGCAUUGUCAUGGUGUGCUGAUAAUAAAACGCGGUUGAAAAAGUCAAAGAGCAAAUUUGAGUUCCAACUAAGGCUGCAAGAAUUCAUCGAGUUGGUACGAGUUGAUAGAGCUGACAGCUACAAACAAGCAAUCCAUUAUGCUCGAAAGCAUCUAGCACCAUGGGGAGCAACCCAUAUGAAGGAAUUGCAGCAUGUUCUGGCUACUUUGGCUUUUAAAAGUACUACGGAAUGCUCAAAAUAUAAGGUUUUGUUUGAACUACGACAGUGGGAUGUUUUGGUUAAUCAGUUUAAACAAGAAUUUUGCAAGUUAUAUGGCAUGACAAUGGAACCCUUAUUGAACAUCUACUUGCAAGCAGGAUUGUCUGCGCUGAAAACUCCGUAAUCAUCAAA